This is a messenger RNA of Fraxinus pennsylvanica, 339 nucleotides long. The record is from the annotation of a GenBank genome assembly. NCBI's taxonomy places the organism in Eukaryota, Viridiplantae, Streptophyta, Magnoliopsida, Lamiales, Oleaceae.
AUGGCGUCGUUCAAUGAAGCACCUCCCGGCAAUGGCAAAUCCGGAGAGAAGAUCUUCAAGACCAAGUGCGCUCAGUGCCACACCGUUGAGAAGGGCGCCGGCCACAAACAAGGUCCUAACUUGAGCGGCCUUUUUGGAAGGCAAUCUGGCACUACCCCUGGUUAUUCCUACUCUGCUGCCAACAAGAACAUGGCUGUGACCUGGGGAGAGAAUACUCUUUAUGAUUAUUUGCUUAAUCCUAAGAAGUACAUUCCUGGAACUAAGAUGGUUUUCCCUGGACUGAAGAAGCCUCAAGAUCGUGCCGAUCUAAUAGCCUAUCUCAAGGAGGCAACUGCGUAA